CUGAUCAGGACUUGUUCUUUUGACUGUCGACUGAGAGGGGAACAAGUUUAUUUUGACGGAAAAGACUUAGUUGCGCGCAAACAAAGAACUUAUUAACACCAGCCUCAUCGAAUGACAAAAUUCAGCUACGGGAGCUAAGCUGUGCUAAAGUUGGCCCAAACAAACAUGGUUUACUUGUGUUUCUUUUGUAUCAUUUUGUCUUCGUUUCUUGUCUUAAUAGACUGCCAUGCACUACCAAGAGAUUGUCACGACAGAUUUCAAAACUGUGAAACGUGGAAGAGGUCUGGUUUUUGCAGCUUCAGGUCACAUGCAUUCUACUUGAGGAAUGGUUGUGCAAAGACCUGUGGCUUCUGUAAAAGUAACACUCUACUGAAUCCAAAUUUGCAUGCUGUUCAAGAUGCUCUUCGUGUCGUACACAAAGGCUCACAAAAACAGCAUAACGGAGCUGUUGUAACAGUCCCUAAAGUGAAUCCAGGAAAUUUGGUGGGAGUCCUUCAUCAUCAUAAACUUCCUACCACGCCACAGCUCCCCCAACAUCACAACACUCUUAAUGAGCCACAACAAGAAAAGCCCGAAUGCAGGGACAGAUUUGUGCCUCAGACGUGUCAGAAAUGGAAGGAUGCUGAUAUUUGCAUGGACGAUCGUUACAGGCAAUACUUGACUUACGGCUGUUCUAUGACAUGUCGCUUCUGCAAUUGCCGUGAUACUUACAGGGAAAACCCAUAUUGCAACGAAUGGAAAACCAGAGGAUUCUGCGAAACCUACAAAGAACAGUUGGAAACAUAUUGUCCCAAGACAUGUGGCUUUUGUAUCAACGCAGAAUACGUGGAGACUUCAACAACGCCUUCCCAGAAUGCAACUACACCUUCCCAGAAUUCCACAACCAAUCCAAAUAGUACAGCAGCUAGUGAGGCUAGUGACGCAGUACAGCCGACAAAAAAAUUCUCCGGUACUCAGCCAACUCAAUUUGCUGAGACAGGAAACAUAAAUUCCAAGAGAGAUUUGCCUAUGGUCCCGGAGAGGAACUCACCAUUGUGGUCAGUGAACGCAGACACACGGAUAUCCCUACCGCAGCCUCAACAGUAUGACGACAUGGAAGGAGGUGCUGUAAAGCGUCCUCUUGAGGACGGUACGUACUUCACUCCUGCUAAGACCAAUGACAAGUUUGAAUACUACACCGAGCACUAUUCCCCAGACCCCUAUGUGGCGGCUGCGCAGAGAGAGGAAUGGAUGAGCUCGAACGGUGUUUCCCCGUCACCAUCUCUUAGCCGGAAAUCAAAGAAACCGGAAGUAAAAGAAGAAAAGGAAGUCAUUAAGGUUCUGAAGAAAUCUAACAUAAAGGAUAAGAAGCGUGUGACACACAACAACCCGAAACAUUGAUGGAAACUAUGUUCCCUUUGAUUUACUAACUCUGUAGAAUCUUAAAAGCCAGGUAUUUAACACUGUGAUGAGUUGUUAGUGAAAUAACAUACGAUGAUACGCUCUUGUGGAGGAAAGAUAGCUCUUUUGGAAGAAACUCGAUUUCUGCCAACACUUUGUAGUUACUGAUCAACUGUAUGGCUGCUGUGCAAGCAAAUAUAGUGUAAUCUGUUGAUUGGAUGAAAGAUGCGUUGAUCAAAAUUCUUGUUUAUAAGCUGACGACCUUGCAAUAAAUGGACACCUUCCAAAAUUUAUGUGA
This is a messenger RNA of Pocillopora damicornis (cauliflower coral), 1678 nucleotides long. RefSeq lists its product as uncharacterized. The record is from RefSeq and is a predicted model, not a curated record. NCBI's taxonomy places the organism in Eukaryota, Metazoa, Cnidaria, Anthozoa, Scleractinia, Pocilloporidae.